AUGGUGACCAAGAGCGAGAUUUUAUACGUCCGGUUCCAAAAGAGGGCGGCCGAGCUCUCGGGAGAGCCGACCGAGCCGAGAAAGAAGGCGAAGGUCUCGGCGACCACAGCGGUCGAGACGGGCGCUCCUCGCCCUGCGCACUCCGAAGCUGGUCGGAGGGAGGGCGCGGGUUCUAGGGGCGCGGGUUCUAGUGGAGCUACGGCGGCGCUCCCGUGCCCGGCGCCAAUUUUACAGAUUCCUGGUCGUCAGGAAGCCCCAACUGCCGACCAGGGAGGGAGUUCGGCGGGUCUGGCGCUUGCGCGCCCCGCCUCGGUUGUGCGGCAGUCAGAUCGGCCGCCUGUCCGACCCCAGCCCUCCAGUUCCGAGCCGGGGAGCAGCCAAGGAGCUGCGGGGUCGGCUCCGCCCAGGUCAGCCGAAGUCGGCCUUCCGGACCCGUCGGGCUCACGGGAGCGGGUGCCUUACGCUCCCGUCUGGUCGGUCUUCGAGGGCGAUUCGGCCCUCGAUAAUCCCCAAGUGGCGCGCGAAGUAUUCCGGGUCGCGCUACUUCCGGCCGACCAGGCCAAAAUACGGUCCAUGAACUACGGCACCUUCAUGGACUCCACUCUUUGCUCUGCCGUCCGGCAUCUGCACGAGACGGAGACGCUGAUGCACAUCGUGCAAGACUACCGGGAGCGAGCCCGGAGGCAUCAGCAGGGGCACGAGGAGGCCGAGGCAAGGUGCCUGGCGUCCGAGGCCGAGCGCCAGGCGCUCCAAGCAAGGGUGGGAGCGGCCGAGGACGAGGUUCGAGCUCUGACCGCCGAGCUCGAAGAGGAGAAGGGCGCGCACACGUUGGCGAGAUCUGAAGUGCGCGCCGUGGAGGCUCGUUUGGCCGAGGCCGAGCUGGCGCUGGCCACCCGCGAGCAAGAGGUGGGGAACGCCCGCCUCAAAACCUUGGAGCUCGAGCUGGAAGUAAAAAACCACGAGCGGAAAGCCGCGUACCACGAGGCUCGGGAGCAGGCCCAAGAUGCGGUUAGGCUCUUCCGCGAGUCGGAGGAGUUUCGUGACCUUCUGGAAGAGGAAGGCGUGAACGGGCUGAUUCAAGGCUUCAAGGACUUCCGCAACCAACUGCGGCGGCUCCUUCCGGACUUUGACCUGAACCUGCUUAAACCGGGAGCAGGGGUCGAAAGGUCGGAGGCGGAGGCAGAAGCUCCGGGGGCCGACCAGGAAGGUCUGGCCGAGGCGGCCGAGGCUGUCCCCGAGGUCACCGAGAUGGCCUCCGAGGCUGUUCCUGGCGCUGCCGAGGAAGAGGCUUUGAUCGCAGAGCCGGUCAUUCCUGAAGUCGCUGAGCCCGAGACUUAG
Molecule: messenger RNA, 1338 nt
Organism: Phoenix dactylifera (date palm)
Lineage: Eukaryota; Viridiplantae; Streptophyta; Magnoliopsida; Arecales; Arecaceae
Source: RefSeq, a predicted model, not a curated record